AUGAAUGGGCCUUCAGGGCCUUGCAGGAACUUGCCAUGGCUCGAGCCGCUGCUGGCCUCUUGUGGCCUUCUCCACGAAUCCGAAAGGGCGAGUGCCUGGUGUGAGGUGAUGGGGGCCAUCGACGCCGCUGAAGUGAUGGCAAGCUGGCAGGACCUGGCGGAUCAUCUUCAACUCGAAGCAACAGAAAGAAGGUGCCUCCAGGAGGUUUGUGAAGGCGAGGGCACCGCAGUCGCUCGCGGUGCAGGCGCAGAACAGUGGCUGCUGCCCUGGCUAGAGUCUCAUCUCCUCGGCCACUAUGCAGAGGAAGCUUUGAGAUGGUCCAGGCAGAUGGGUGCCAGUAGCCUGGACGAAGUGAUGGAGUUCUGGGAGGUCUUUGCAGCAGAUCUUCAGAUGGACUGCCUGGAAAUCCAACGCCUUGCAGCCGCAAGCGGUGCAGCAAAUGCCUCCAAAGUCCGUGAUGGAGCUGGGGCACCCCUCAAUCCAAAGGAGGAGCAAGAAGCGCUGGAGCUGGGAACAAAAACGAGUGCUGUGCCGCCGUGCGAGGAAGUGACAAUAAUUCGCCCCGAACUGCAGAUCUUAGCGGCCGGAGGCUUCCGCUGCAUCCGCUUGCUGGGAAGAGGCCAGUACGGCACGGCGCAUCUUGUGGAAUGCACAGACAAACCCGGGGAGCCUGAGCAGGUGGUGGCCAAAGUCGUUUUCCUUGAUCAUCUCAAGGACAAAGACCGCGCUUUGGCUUUGCAGGAGGUGGAGCUCUUGAAGAGGCUCAAGCAUCCAAAUGUGGUCCAACACCACACAUCCUUCCUCCAUCACAGAGGAACGACCCCCCACACGGGCGAAGCACUCGUCAACGUCAUGGAGUAUUGUGCAGGCGGCGACCUGAGAGUCUGGCUCGAGAGCUGUGCGGCGGCGGAAGAGCGCCUGCCGGAAGAGUCUGUGUUGAGCCUCUUCGUGCAAAUGCUCAAAGGAGUGGGUUAUGUCCACUCCUGCAGAAUACUUCAUCGUGACCUCAAGACAUCCAACAUGCUGCUCGACCAAGACCAUCGUAUCGUGAAGGUGGGUGACUUCGGAAUUGCCAGAGUUCUGGAAAGCACCACCGCGGUGGCUGCAACGCACUUGGUCCCGGUAGCCAUGGCUGACGUCCUGGUCGUUGGUGGCGGCGGCCGUGAGCAUGCCAUCGCAGUGAAGUUGCGCGACUCGCCCAAAGUCCGGCAUGUCUACUGCGCACCCGGAAAUGGAGGCACCGGCAAAGAAGACCGGAUGAGCAACCUCGCGGUGAGCGAUGGUGACGUGGCCGGCUUGGUGAAGGUGGCGCAGGAGAAGCAGGUGGCCUUAGUCUUCGUCGGCCCAGAGGCACCGCUGGUUGCGGGUUUGGCUGAUGCCUGCGCAGCGGCGGGGCUGCCCUGUUUCGGGCCCACGAAGAUGGCGGCUGAGCUCGAGGCUUCCAAGGCCUUCUCGAAGGAUUUCUUUGCAAAGUACAGUUUGCCAACAGCCGCCUACAGAAACUUCAAGUCUGGGGAGCAUGAAGCUGCCCUGAAGUACGUGGAGGAUGAAUACGCAGCCGGAAGGGAGGUGGUUGUGAAGGCCAGUGGUCUUGCAGCGGGGAAGGGCGUCCUCAUGCCACAGUCUCUGGAGGAGGCCAAGGCAGGGGUGAAAGAAGUGAUGGUUGACAAAGUCUUCGGAGCGGCCGGAGACGAGUUGGUCGUGGAGCAGCUUUUGAUUGGGGAGGAGUGCAGUUGCAUGGCUUUUGCCGAUGGCCAGGUGGCUGCCAUGAUGGCCCCAGCACAGGACCACAAGCGAGUCAACGAUGACGACCAGGGGCCCAACACCGGUGGGAUGGGCGCGUACGCCCCGGCCCCAUGCCUGACUCCGGAGCUUCGUGUGCAGGUGGAAGAGGUGCUGCAGAAGACCGUCGAGGCCUUGGCCAAGGAAGGGCGGAGAUACAUCGGGGUGCUGUAUGGUGGCUUCAUGUUGACAAAGGAUGGCCCUAUGCUGCUCGAGUACAACUGCCGCUUCGGCGAUCCGGAAACGCAGGUCCUGCUGCCCCUGUUGGACUCAGACCUCUUCGAAGUGGCUCUGGGCUGUGCAGAGGGCAAUUUGAAGGCCAGGGUCCCGGAAGUCCAGUGGAAAUCCGGCGCUGCGGCUACUGUGGUCUGCGCAGCCAAAGGCUACCCGGGCUCGUACCCAAAGGGCUUGCCCAUCAGUGGCCUGGACGCCGCUGAUGCUGUAGACGGCGUGAAAGUUUAUCAUGCCGGAACCAAAGCCAGUGAGGGCGGACUAGCGACCAGCGGAGGGCGCGUAUUGGCGGUGACGGGCCUUUCCGGAAGCCUGAAGGAUGCUCUGCAGAAGGCCUACGAAGCCGUGUCCAAGAUCAGCUUCGACCCGCCCGAGGACACUGGGUCCAGCAUGCACUUCCGAAAGGAUAUCGGCAACAAGGUUUGUAAGGGCGAGCCUUACCGGGACAAGAGCGACAUGUGGUCUUUGGGAUGCGUUCUGUACGAGAUGUGCCGCUUUCGGCAUGCCUUUGAGUCGCAAUCCCUUCUGGGGCUGGUGUACUGCAUUGUGUCGGAGCACUAUGACCCCAUUCCAGACGUCUAUGCCUCCGAGGUGUCUGAGCUCGUGGGCCUGCUCCUGGCGAAGAACGCAGACGAGCGGCCCACGGCAGAACAGGCUCUUGCGCUGCCAGUGUUGCAGCCUUACAGCAGUGCGGAGCCCCUGGAGUUUCCAGAGCCGGCAUUUGGGCGGACAGCUCCGGCCGCAAUCAAAGUGAUCGAGGAGGACUCGAGCCCGCCGCCUCCUCCACCAGAGGAGCUGGUCUCAGAAGGCCCUCGGCCGCCGCCGUCACCGUGGUCACAGGUGUCAUCCACAAUGCCCGGUACAAGGCCCGGAGAGCUGGCUGCAAAGCCGCUACCGCCAAAGCGCGUGGUGGCGACUGGCCAGCCCCCGCCGCCACCGCCAGGCCCUGGAGUCUCCACUGCCUCGAGCUGGCGACCACGUACGCAGGCGGUCGGGGCACGUGGUGCUCGUCAGAAUGUUGAGAUCAGCGAUGAAGUCCAGUACAUCGUGACAUAUCAUUCCGAAGUUGAUGAACAACUCCUGUUCCUUUCACAGCCAGCUAGAGGGCUUCUGUCUUGCGGCGUGCAAAGCAUGGCUCCAAACGACGCCAGACAGCCAUCCUAUGAUACAGAGAUUGCGAAGAUCCAGUCAAACUAUCUUCCCCACUUGACAUGCCUUGCAGAGUACGAAGCCUCGAGUGGCAGUCGCAAACAGCGGCUUGACAAGGAGUAUGGUCCAAGUGCAGCUAUUCAAAUCGCCAAGUUUCAUUCGGAGUUUGACGCGUUCCCCGCUGGUAUGCCCGAUGACUUGAAGAAAGUGUACCUGGAGGCCUUCAAGGCUGGCUACAUCAUCGCGCGCACCCAGCCAUGGUUGAAGGCGAAGUGGAUGAGGGAUGACUACAUUCCAAUGGCCAGGAUGAAGUAUUAUGGCAACCAGGGAAGCCAAGAGCACAUGCAGGAGCUCCUCCGUCGCUCGCAUGGGUAUCCUUGGCACCUGGCGCCAGAUGGCGAGGGAGCCGUGAUAGACUGGCGUGAGCAAUGCGACGACGAUCAAUUCAAGAAGUCCAUGGGAUAUGGGACGAAGCAGAUUUCGAACUUCAGCAACUUCCCCGGCAGGAAAGAUGUGCUGACCUGGGGCACCACGCAUGUCGCAGUUGGGUUCAACGACCUGAUCGUGCUCCUCAAGUCCCGGCUUGUUGCGGAUGGCUCUUCGAACAGAGCUUUGAAAUUCAUCGGCAUUGACAGCAGCGCCUAUUCCGUUGCGAAGACAAAGGUUCUGUGGCAGAUGAUGAUGGACAGGUCCACUCCCAUCUGCUCAAUUAUUGAAGUUUGGUUCUCAGCUACCUGGACCAGGUCCACACUCGAUUUAUUCGGUAAGGCCUUGAACCACGUGGUGUCGGAGAUGAAGAUCAAGUCCGUGCCUUUGAAUGCUCCAUGCAGUUAUCCCAUUGUUGAGGGGCGUGGCGUUACGGUGCAUGGACUUCAGAGUGAGAAGGGUCAAAAGCUGAACGGCCAGCGAGGUAUCGCCGGAUCCUGCACCGAGGGUCGUUGGGAUGUCUUCGGCGACGGUUGGAAAGCCAAGGUCAAGGUGGAGAACCUGGUCCCGCUUGAGAUGACCGUCGCUGUGGGCAGUUCUGUCGAAGUUCGCGGGCUGAUGAAGUUGCCGGAGCUGAAUGGACACACGGGGACGGCCGUGGGUUUUGACGCCGCCUCGGGCCGCUGGAUGGUGCAAGUCGACUGCCGGGAGCAGCUCGUACUGAUCCGUGAGGCAAACCUUAUUUGGAUGGGAUCUCCUGAAGAGUCGGGCCAUCCCCACCUGGAAGAGGUCCGGCCUGUUGCACACUUUUUGCUGCACUGGCUGCAAUGCUUCGAACAGAGAAAUCAUUCCACUCUGGAGGAGGCAAGACGGCAGUGGUGGAAUUUGCAGAUAAGUGAGCUCCCCGAGCGCGAGACGCACAUUGCAGGGUGCCUCUGCCGCCAGAAGGACCAGAAGGCCACCUUGAAGUACCUCUGCUCUGGCGACGUGUUCCUGGAUCAAACUGCUGCCGAUGGGGAUGUGUGCAGCGAUUGUAAACCCUAUGUUGGGAGCCUGUGCAUGUGGAGCUUGCCAGAGGCCGCACCCAGCAUGGAAAAGGGAUUCGCGCUGGGCUGUAUCAGCACGGAGGAUUAUUGCCGUGCCUUGCUGGGUGAUGCAGGUGAGGCCGUGGAGCCAAGCUUCUCUUUACAGGCCCUUGAAUCGUCUCCGAACAAGCAUUUCGAUGUUAUGCAAUGCUUUACGUGGUACAUUUCCAAGCGCAUACAGCUCACCGUCCGCCAGAGCGGAUCAUCGUGGAAAGGGGAAUUUCUUUGUCAGAGAGUUUGCUGGGAGAACCGUCCUCUCCUAGACAGGAUAUGGAAAGAAACGCCCUUCACCAUGAGCUGGGAUAACGUAGUGGAUUACAUGAAGCCGACUACCUUCCACAGCAUCGCCCGGUGGUGUUCGCGAGCGGGUGAUACCGUGCAUUAUGCGUACAGCAUGAACUACCCAUGUGAGACCCGUGGAGCCAACAUCAUGGACUGGGGGACGCGGGCCGAUCCGAAUGAUCGGCAGAGUCGCGCAUACUGGGUCGACAAGAGCUUGGAACGGUCGCAGAAUGGCGGGUGCGUGCAUUCGAUGGAGCGUCUCCAGAGGAUUUGGGAGUUCGCUUGCAAUGCCCUCUACACCAAACCAUAUCGCUGCGACCCGGAGAAUCUGAUCAAUUAUACACUCCUCGCGUCUCUAGGCCUAGAUGAGCAGUGGGUGAAUCACUUCAUGAAGAAGGGAAGGAUCUCACAGGACCAGGUGCCGAAGCACCCGGAAUGCACAAAGGACAACGUGGGGCUUUCGGUGUUUUCUUCGCUGAUGGGCCUUGAAAGCCCCUUCCAGCGAAGCUCCACCUGCGUGACCUUUGCCUGGACGUAUGAUCCCAUGAUCCGAGGAAUGGAUUUUGCGACGGGCGUGGAAUGCCCGAAGUAA
Molecule: messenger RNA, 5547 nt
Organism: Symbiodinium necroappetens
Lineage: Eukaryota; Dinophyceae; Suessiales; Symbiodiniaceae
Source: the annotation of a GenBank genome assembly